Phyllostomus discolor (pale spear-nosed bat) is the source of this 4655-nucleotide messenger RNA. It is a transcript of the gene ELAVL1, whose product is annotated as ELAV like RNA binding protein 1. The transcript has 6 exons. The coding region runs from base 187 to 1167 and encodes 326 amino acids. Lineage: Eukaryota; Metazoa; Chordata; Mammalia; Chiroptera; Phyllostomidae. Gene Ontology annotation, cellular component: ribonucleoprotein complex. Gene Ontology annotation, molecular function: RNA binding. The record is from RefSeq and is a predicted model, not a curated record.
UCGUGCGCGCCGAGGAGGAGCUGCCGCCGCCGCCACCGCCACCGCCACCGCCUCCGUCGCAGUAGCUGCUGCCGCCGCCACGGCUACCGAGGCCGAGCGGAGCCGUUAGCACCGCGCCGCCGCCGCUCGCCCGCCUCGGAGCAGCCCCGGGCCCGCCCGCCCGCGUCCAGAUUUUUAAAAAAUACAAUGUCUAAUGGUUAUGAAGAUCACAUGGCUGAAGACUGCAGGGAUGACAUCGGGAGAACGAAUUUAAUCGUCAACUACCUCCCUCAGAACAUGACCCAGGAUGAGUUGCGAAGUCUGUUUAGCAGUAUUGGCGAAGUUGAAUCUGCAAAACUUAUUCGGGAUAAAGUCGCAGGACACAGCCUGGGCUAUGGCUUUGUGAACUAUGUGACUGCAAAGGAUGCGGAGAGAGCAGUAAAUACGCUGAACGGCCUGCGGCUCCAGUCCAAAACCAUUAAGGUGUCGUAUGCUCGCCCAAGCUCAGAGGUCAUCAAAGAUGCCAACUUAUACAUCAGCGGGCUCCCCAGGAACAUGACCCAGAAGGAUGUGGAGGACAUGUUCUCUCGGUUCGGGCGAAUCAUCAACUCCCGGGUCCUCGUGGACCAGACGACAGGUUUGUCCAGAGGGGUUGCGUUUAUCCGGUUUGACAAACGUUCGGAAGCAGAAGAGGCAAUUACCAGUUUCAAUGGUCAUAAACCCCCAGGUUCUUCCGAGCCCAUUACAGUGAAGUUUGCGGCCAACCCCAACCAGAACAAAAACAUGGCCCUGCUCUCCCAGCUGUACCACUCGCCAGCUAGACGGUUUGGAGGCCCCGUGCAUCACCAGGCACAGAGAUUCAGGUUCUCCCCUAUGGGUGUAGAUCACAUGAGUGGGCUUUCUGGUGUCAAUGUCCCAGGCAACGCGUCUUCGGGCUGGUGCAUCUUCAUCUACAACCUUGGUCAAGAUGCUGAUGAGGGAAUCCUCUGGCAGAUGUUUGGCCCCUUUGGCGCCGUCACCAAUGUGAAAGUGAUUCGCGACUUCAACACCAACAAGUGCAAAGGCUUUGGUUUUGUGACCAUGACAAACUAUGAAGAAGCCGCGAUGGCCAUAGCAAGCCUGAACGGCUACCGCCUGGGGGACAAAAUAUUACAGGUUUCCUUCAAAACCAACAAGUCCCACAAAUAACUCACUCAUGCUUUUUUGUACGGAAUAGAUAAUUCAGAGUGAAGAAGUUGAAACUUUUUUGUUAGUGUACAACUCAUUUUGCGCCAAUUUUCACAAGUGUUUGUCUUAGUCUAAAUGAGAAGUGAAAAAGGUUUUUAUACUCUGAGAUGCAACCGACAUGUUCAAAUGUUUGAAAUCCCACAGUGGUAGACCAACUUUAAGUUUCUUAAGUUAUUUCCUUUAAAAUAUAUAUUAAACAGACAUCUAAGUAGCCUGCGUUGACUCCCCAGUCCCUCGGGAUGUGGUGAAACUGAAGCAUGCUUUAAUCCUGAGACUGUCUAACACCCAUUUCAUUCGGUGUCUCCACACACUGGUUUAAAAAAAAAAGAACCUUUUAGUUUUCAUUUUUAAUCUGAAGAUGUUAGACAGAUGCUGAGUGUACGUUCUCAACUGCUUCAACAUUUUAAGCGAUUUCUGCUUUGGUUGACACGAAAUUGCUUCCCCAAGCAGGUCCCAUUGCCACCCCCUCUUCACUUAGCCCCGGGCUCUGCCGACUGGUCCUGGCAUUGGCCUUGGGCCUGUCUGUUGUGGACUACCACUGGGGAGGGGGGCCAAAUGCCAGGCCAGACCCUCCAGAGGAGGACACAGUGUUUCCUAAGCCUGGGCAUCAGUGGGAAUGGACCAAAGAGUUUCAGGGAAACUCCAUAUAUUCCUGAGUCAGAUCUAAGCCCAGGCAUGCCGGAAGAUGUGUUGCUGCUCUGACACCCUGAGUCCCUGCCCACACAUUGCAUGCACUGCGCCCCACACAUUGGAUAUUGUUGUUCACAGCCAUUUCUCCAGUUUCCAAGAGCAUUUAACAUAGCUCGGAUGCAUAAGAUAGCUCUAUUUUUAAUAACACAAACAUUUGAGCAUUGUAUUUCUCGCAUCCCUUCUUGUGAGUGCUAGCCUUUUCUGUUUUAGUUGGAUUUUGUUUUGAAACUUUGCUUUCAUAUGAACACUCAGCAGAAAAGUACUUCUUGCCAAUUAUCUAUUAACAAAAAAACCCUUUGAUUUGUAGUUUUAAAGAUUAACCCUCAAAGUUCUCUUCAUAAUUGCUUUGACAUUUUGGGUUGUUCUGUUCUGUUAAUUUUCUUUUGCUUUUUUGUGUUUUUUGUUUUUACUUUUGCAUUUAAGACCAUUAAAUUUGAUUUUGUUUUGCUCAAAUUUUGUUUUGUUUUUUAUUUUACCUUUUCUUUCUUUUUGGUUAGGUGAGGUACAGACAGCUUAGCAUUCAGGGAGGAUGUAUAAGAUCUUAAACAAAAACUUGCCUCAAGACAAAGCAGUUACAAAUCUGUGAUGUUGGACUGUGCAGUCACAGGUGGUGUUUUUUAAAAUGGGGAGCCAGCUGGGAGAGUGCAAGAGAGGGCCCGAGAAGCAGCCAGGGCCGCUCUCCAGGCAACUCCUCAGAGCACGAUCUGAUUUUUAUAAAUAACUAGUGUACAGGGGGAAUAAAAAACAAGAUAAUUUAGUACCAGCAGUUUUUAACUUGACAUGAGACUAAAAUACAUAAUGAUAGGCUGUUUUUUAGUUAUCAAGAUCAUGGAAUUGCAGCAUUAUUUAUCUAUUUGUCUGUCUAUUUAUUUAUUUAUUGCGGGGGGGGAGCAGAUCAGUGUUCUGAGAAGCCCUUGGUAAAUUUAAGGCUGCUUAUCCCUGCCCUGUUACCCUCAUACAUUUUUGAGGGGCUGCCAGCUGCUUGCAUUAUUCUCCCACGUAUAAGAAGUUGCCAUGUUGUUUCCCCACCAAAGGCCAAGUUCAUACCUUGGGGCCUCGUCUCAUAAGUUGGCCUGUGCCAUGGAGGGUAGCCUCCCUCCAACAUAAUUUCCCAGGUCCUGAGUCAAAGGUAGCUGGCAUGCUUCCUCCUAGAACCCAACUCAAGGAGGGUCCUGCUGUGUUGCCCCAGAGUGCUCUUCACCUUGGGAGUGGGAUGUUUUUCUGGAAAAGUGUGCCUUUCAAGGCUGUGCGACCCUGAGCCAGCCACCCUCUCAGAGGUGAGAGUCCCACUUCCGAAACUGACUCUCAAACCUCCUCAUCGACACACAUUCUUGUUAGCCCUCACUCUGCUCAUUUUCUGAUAUGACGCUGGACCUGCAGCCAGGACCUCGACUUCUUUCCACCCUCCCUUUUAUUUGAACCAUAUUGAUGGUUCUGAUGCCGGCUUGGAUGAGGAGGAGAUGUGAAAGUGCAUGUGAGCCUUUGAAAGCUGCCUGAAGUUUCUCAGGUCAGUCGAAUUACGUUAUGUGGUUACCCCGUCACUCUCUGCACAGCCUUCUAGCUAAAACCCCAUUGUGUUUCUUUGGGAGUUUGGAUGUGCAGGUCUGUGGCAGGAUUCUGUUUUUGACAUGUUUCUCCUGAAAAGCAACUGUCAUCCCCAUCUGGGUACCAGAUGCUGGCCCUGUGUCCAUAAAGUUCCUUGUGUCUUAACCAGGCUUGUUUGCAAAAGGAAGAGCCAUUUUUAAAAGUCACAGUCUGAAAAAAAAACCAUUUAAAAAAGUUAGUUUUACGUAGAUCAAUCAUAUUUGUAUUUCACAAAAUGAAUGCUUGUAUUUGGGACUUGGAAGAAAAAGAAUUAAGAGUAGAUAAAGUUAAUUUAUCAGAAGUUUGGUUAUAAAUACCAGAGGCUUUGAUUGAAUUCUCUUGGCCUGUGUAACUCCCCCUAACAGUCAUAGACUAAGCAGCUCUGAACUUAUGAACCUGGUUCCAGUGGAGUUGCCCAUUUUUCACCCUUGGCUCUGCCCUUCUUUAGCUUUCAGUGUAACAUGCUAGGCUGUGAUUUCUGCACUGGCUGUGCCUCUCAUUAGCAGAUGGUGCUGGGUGGGCUCUGCAUUCUUUAUUCAGGCGAGUCUUUCCCUUGUCAAAGAGCUACCUUAACCUUUGAGAGUGCACACUUGGUGUCAGUACUGGAAACCAGCCUCAAGGCGCUGCGCCAGGCAGCUGAGAGGGCCCUGCUGGGUCAGACAAGUACAGGGACCCUGUGACAGUGAUUGGCAGUACCUUAUUCUGGUUGGCCUCCAAAUGAGGGCCUUUGACCUGAGGCCGCUAUUGAGCUUGAAAAUUAAAGCUAGCAUUACCCAGCUGUUCUGUUUCACAUCUGAUUCAGCCUGAUUUUUUUCCUCUGCUUUUUGCAGCCUUCCUAGGUUGGAUGAAAAAAGAGUAAGAAUAAGCUGCCCACCCCCCACCCCAGCCCUGCACCUGAACUUUCCUCCCAUCUUCCCAGGACCUAAGGCACCUCCCUCCCUCCCAUUCAUCAGAUCCCCAGGCCAGCCACCAAUGGAAGUCACCAGUGCUUUGUGGUGCGUGGCCUUGAGAAUGGACCCUUCUUUACAGUAGCAGUAGAGCCUGAAUCCCAGGUCUUCCGUGGGAUUGAAGGUUCUAAACCUUUUGAUUUGCCUCUGACCUCUAAUGAUUGUAGUGGCUACUUUUCCACAACCUUUUGGUAACAUAGUUCAGUUUACUGCUUAGUCAUUUUUUUA